This is a messenger RNA of Perca fluviatilis (European perch), 2133 nucleotides long. Its product is annotated as cytosolic sulfotransferase 3-like. Gene Ontology annotation, molecular function: sulfotransferase activity. The transcript is spliced from 10 exons. Lineage: Eukaryota; Metazoa; Chordata; Actinopteri; Perciformes; Percidae. Gene Ontology annotation, biological process: sulfation. Gene Ontology annotation, cellular component: cytoplasm. The record is from RefSeq and is a predicted model, not a curated record. Bases 872 to 1759 code for a protein of 295 amino acids.
AAGUUGUUAGUCGCAGAAGUAGUACGAUACCCGCUGUAUGCAUGUUUUGACCAGAGAAGGUUCAGUAAACAUUAUUGAUAAUCAAGCAACAGUUGUCCAUGUGCUGUCCCGGCUGAAAGUCACUUAUUCUCGGAUAACUGAACCACCAGCUGCCACUGAUACAACGGAGCACCAUGCGGAGCACCAUGCGGAGCACUGUAGCCGGCUUCACAAAGCUCUGUAGCGGCUAAAACAACUAGCAACUGCCACUCAGCGUCAUGGAGCUGCCAGUCACAUAAGGAGUAACAAAGGUGGACUUUACCUGCCAGUUACAUAAGGAUUUUCAAAGGUGGACUUUACCUGCCAGUCACAUAAGGAGUAACAAAGGUGGACUUUACCUGCCAGUUACAUAAUUAUUUUUUUUUUUUAACUUCCUCCCCAAGCUCACUGGAAGAAAGCUACUUGUGCCAAACCUGGGUUGUUACUCAGCUCUAUUUUAACAUGUACUGCUAAUUUUAACAUGUAAUAGCCAUCUAAAUUAAGGCUCUUUAACUUUUCCCCAAAGGACUGCAAUGUGUUUUGAGUUGAACUCAUGCACACUGUGGAGAUAAUUCCCAAGUGGCUGACAUUUUUUUAAAUGUGCGUAUGUUAAAGCCCAAAGCUUCUGAAAAAAAGAAGAAGACUAUUUUCACUUUGUAAUGGUUAAAAAGAACACAUCAUGGUAUGGAACAUGGCAGUUAAACCUGUUGGGAAUAAAAUGUUAAUGCCCAGCACAUCUGGAAAAGGGGAGUGGCUGGAGUACUUCUGACUGAGCCUCCAAUUACAUUAUAUAAAGAGAAACCGGUUUGCUUGUGUGAGAAAAACUACAGCAGAGAAACCAGCAGCAUUUAUCAUGUCAUUUGAUCCGCACAAGAUCUCUCGAGCAGAACUGUUUGACUUCCAUGGCGUCUCAAUGACUCACUUUUACACAGACAACUGGGAGAACGUCCAAAACUUUCAGGCCAGGCCAGAUGAUAUACUUAUUGCAACAUACCCCAAAGCAGGAACCACAUGGGUCUCCUACACCCUCGACCUGCUGUAUUUUGGUCAGACAGAGCGUCAGACAUCCACCCCAAUCUUUGAUAGAGUGGCUUUCUUGGAGAGCACCAUCUCGCCUUUGGGUCCAGGAAAAGACUUGGCGGACAACCUCCCCACCUCUCCUCGACUCAUUAAAACUCACUUGCCAGUCCAGUUUGUGCCAAAGUCCUUUUGGGAGCAAAACUCCAGGAUAGUCUACGUGGCCCGCAAUGCCAAAGACAACAUGGUGUCUUAUUUUCAUUUUGAUCGCAUGAUCAGGACUCAGCCAGAGCCUGGAGAAUGGAGCAGCUACUUCCACAGAUUCAUGGAGGGAAAGAUGGUGUUUGGAUCCUGGUAUGACCAUGUGAACGGCUGGUGGAAGAAGAAACAGACUCACUCCAAACUCCAUUACAUGUUCUACGAAGAUCUGAGUGAGGAUACUGGACGGGAAAUAGACAACCUCUGCUCUUUUCUCGGAUUGUACCGUUCGGACGAGGAGAAGAAACGAGUUGCAAGUGGAGUGCAGUUUGAUAAAAUGAAAAAUGACGACACAACCAACUAUUCUACGCACUGUGCUAUGGAUUUCAAAAUUUCUCCCUUCAUGAGAAAAGGGAAGGUUGGUGACUGGAAGAACCAUUUCACUGUGGCCCAGAGUCAACAGUUUGAUGAAGACUACGAGAAAAAGAUGAAGAAUUCCACACUUCAGUUCCGCACUGAAAUUUGAACAGGGCUGAAAAGGCUGUGGAUUUAAAGAUGGAUCAAUGACGUUGAUGGUGUGAUGACCCCACACACUCUUUGGUGGCUCUUUGUGAAUGAAUAUAUGAAUCAGUGAAUGGUUUAUUACUUAAUUGUUUGUUUUCGUGUCUGGCCGCUUAACACGGCUCAUCCAUUAUAGGAUUAUUCAGAUACAUUUUAAAUAAACACUUUCCUAGUGCUGACACAAAACUUAAUACAGUAUGUACAUAAAGGGUACAAGUAUAACAUUUACAAUUCAACAAAAGAACAGAUAAAUACAAGGUAAAUACAAGUUGGGCACUAACAUAAAGUUAACAUUUCAACAUAAAACCCUUUCAGACCAGAAUAAACUAUAGUGAAAUA